This is a messenger RNA of Owenia fusiformis, 1618 nucleotides long. The record is from the annotation of a GenBank genome assembly. Lineage: Eukaryota; Metazoa; Annelida; Polychaeta; Sabellida; Oweniidae.
GGCAAGUUUCUCCAAACAUAUGAGUACCAUGGCAACUGGUAUGGACUGACACUGGAGUCCAUAGAGAAUGUUGCCAGAGAGGGUCUAGCUUGUAUAGUACAUCUCGAAUUAGAGGGGGUGCUGACCCUUAAGAACACCUACUUUGAGCCAAGAUAUGUGCUGAUAAUGCCCCUGGACCCUGUAGCUCAUGAGAAGCGACUGCGAGACCGAGGUAUCUAUUCAGAAGUUCAGAUAGAAGAUAUGUUAAAAAGAGCUGAGAUGUACAUAGAACACAACCAGACACACCCUGGAUUCUUUGACAUGAUGAUCCCGUCAGAUGACAUAGCAGAAGCUUAUAAACGAGUACGUCGAUUGGUGAUGGAUUAUUUAGGUAUCUGUAUCCCCACACCUGAUACAUCCCGCACAGAGAACUAUGAGGCAAUAUCUAGCAGGGACUCUAGGUUCUCUGACAAUAAUGGCACGUUCACUAUGGGUUCCGCCAACAUGGGGGCAAGGACCUGGUCCAAGCCCAGUAUACCGGACAGUGUAGCCCAACAGUUUGCUCCAGGGAAGCCUGUGAUGGUUCCAGGAUCUCCUAUUGUCUCUGGGCGUGGCAUAGUGGAGGAGGCCUCACUAAAGAGACGUCAGAGUGCAGCCAAGAAUGCAGUGCAUGGUAGAGUGCCCAGUGUGUUGGAUCAGAUUCUCAAGCCUCCAGGCACAGCAGGUACAGGUACUGCCCAAGGUUUAGGGGAUGACACCUCAUUGAACAGAUCAACAUCCGCCCCUGGGGGGUCCCUGAAGCUGAACCAGGACAACAUGGACACCCUUCCCCCAGCAUCUCCCGACUCCAGCCAGGCAAGCUCUAGGACGAGCUCCAGUUUAUCAAACAUUUCAGACCAGGGCUACAAUGGCCCUGGAUCAGAGCAUGGUGGAUCUCAGGAAAAUUAUACUGAACUACCCACAGACUCUAUGAACCCAAUGGAGUUAUAUAGUGGCUCAGGGUCAAGGCCGGGGUCAGGGUCAUUCAGGAAAGGUCAGCCAGGUACAGUUGAUGAGAUACCACGAAUGAAUAGACCUGGUUCAGAAAAACAUAAAGUGCUGCCCCCUAUCUCUCCUUCACCAAAACCCCAGGAUCCAGAAUAUUAGAUUAAAAAUUUAUUUGAAUCAGUGAAUUCAAGGAUACCACACAUUGAAGGUGGACCAAUAUACAGUGUAGGAUGUUGUAAUACUAAUAUGUUCUGAUGAUGUACAGUACAUGUAUGUACAGAACAUGUACUGUAAUAAACUGAGAAGACUCCAACCCUGAAAUUCUGUGAUAUUUCCGUCCAUAAGAACUUCUCGUAAGUGACAUAAAUAAUAUAUUAAAUUCUGUACAAAUGUAUAUUUUAAUUCAGUGUAAUAUAUUUUAAAAACUGUACAUAUGAAUGUAGUCAAAUAAAACAACAAACAAAAAAAUUAAACAUAAUGUCAAGUUAUAUUAUUCUGAGUUGUAGUUUUUUACCUCACAAGUGAGCCAUUGAAGAUUUAUUCGAUGAAAGUUUCAUGAUAGUUUUUUUAAAUAUUUGGUAUACACUGAGUACUAGAUAGAAUGUUUGCCCAAUGGUUAAAAUUCUGUGGAUCACAUUCCCAAAGUACAUGU